Molecule: messenger RNA, 2959 nt
Organism: Nothobranchius furzeri (turquoise killifish)
Lineage: Eukaryota; Metazoa; Chordata; Actinopteri; Cyprinodontiformes; Nothobranchiidae
Source: RefSeq, a predicted model, not a curated record
GUCCGCAUGGCAGCUGGGCGCAUGCGCAGCGGCUCGGUCCCCAGUCCUAUGCAAUACCUCUGAAGGAGCCCGGUGCUCAAACUUGGACGCUGACUGAAAAUAAUGUUUCCCGCAGAAGUUAAGGCUCGUGACGCCGAAGCACGAGGCCGGAACUCGGGUCAGAGCUUGUGAACGUGCUCAAACUCGCUCUGAGAUACUCUUCAGGGCUCGAGUUUGUUACUUUUGAAUGUAAUAUCGUUUGGGGGUGGCUCGGUGUUCUGACCAGGUCAGUGACAGCCUGCAAACAGCAGGGAGAGCUGUGCGGCGCAGCGCAGCGCUCCUGGAGCUCUGACACAGUGAGAUCAGAUCUAAAGAAGCCAUGGAGGCCUCGCAGGACCUGAGCGAACAGAUGGUGAAGAAAUUGCACAGUGAAUCUCAUGUUCCAGACCCCUCAGACACCAGGUCUAUGGAAAUGCAGGACCUAGCCAGUCCUCAUAACCACGUGGGAGGUGGAGAUCCAGCAGGCUCCAAGCUGGACAAGAGCAACCUCGGCAGCCCCUCCAUCACCACCAAUGGAACAGGAGGUGAAAGCAUGACCGUUCUAAACACGGCUGAUUGGCUGCUGGGCUGCAGCAGCCCGUCUCCAUCCUCGGGGUCCAAGGACUAUGUAAAAACAGAGCCUUUGAACAACAGCGAUACAGUCACUACGACAGGCGACGCAUCACUGGAUACGUACGCAGGCUCAGUGAUCACCAGCAGUGGGUACAGCCCUCGCUCAGCCCACCAGUACUCCCCUCCUCUCUACCCAUCAAAGCCCUACCCUCACAUCCUCUCCACGCCGGCAGCACCUCCCAUGCCAACGUACGCCGGCCAACCUCAGUUCAGCAGCAUGCAGCAGUCAACCAUGUAUACCGCCUACUCACAGACAGGACAGGCCUACGGAUUGUCCACCUACGACCUGGGAAUGAUGCUUCCAGGGAUUAAGACAGAGAGCAGUUUAACCCAGAGUCAGUCUCCUCUACAGACGGGCCUCAGCUACAGCCCCGGUUUCACCACCCCUCAGCCCGGACAGACGGCCUACUCCCCAUAUCAGAUGCCAGGUUCUAGUUUCACUGCUUCCUCAGGCCUCUACGCCACCAACAACUCUGUGUCCAACCCUGCCAACUACACUGCUACACAGCAGGAUUAUCCCUCAUACACAACAUUUGGCCAAAACCAGUAUGCGCAGUAUUACCCUGCCUCCACCUACGGGACGUACGUCACCUCCAACAGCGUGGACAGCACCAGCUCCACGGCAGCUUACCAGCUGCAGGAUCACACUCAGGCUAUGACAGGACAGGCUGCAGAACUUCACCCAGGGGACUUUGAUACAGUGCAGAGCCCCUCCACGCCCAUCAAAGAGCUGGAUGACAGAGCCUGCCGGAGUGGGGGGUCCAAGUCUCGUGGCAGAGGCCGCAAAAACAACCCCUCUCCUCCCCCUGACAGUGACCUGGAGAGGGUGUUUGUGUGGGAUCUGGACGAGACGAUCAUCGUCUUCCACUCUCUGCUCACAGGCUCCUAUGCACAAAAAUAUGGCAAGGACCCUCCCAUGGCGGUGACCCUUGGUUUGAGGAUGGAGGAAAUGAUCUUCAACUUGGCCGACACGCACUUGUUUUUUAACGACCUGGAGGAAUGUGAUCAGGUACAUAUUGAUGACGUAUCAUCAGACGACAACGGCCAGGACUUAAGUACUUACAGUUUUGCAACUGAUGGCUUCCAUGCAGCUGCAACCAGCGCCAACCUGUGCCUGGCUACGGGGGUCCGUGGCGGGGUUGACUGGAUGAGGAAGCUGGCCUUCCGCUACAGACGGGUCAAGGAGUUGUAUAGCACUUACAAAAAUAAUGUCGGGGGUCUGCUGGGUCCAGCUAAAAGAGAUGCCUGGCUGCAGCUCAGAGCCGAGGUGGAAGCUCUGACGGACUCCUGGCUCACCCACGCACUCAAGUCCCUGUCCAUCAUCAGCUCAAGGAGUAACUGUGUAAACGUGUUGGUGACCACAACGCAGCUCAUCCCGGCGCUGGCUAAGGUUCUUCUAUAUAGUCUCGGUUCCGUUUUCCCCAUCGAGAACAUUUACAGUGCAACAAAAAUAGGCAAAGAGAGCUGUUUUGAGCGUAUAGUCUCCCGCUUUGGCACUAACAUUACAUAUGUUGUGAUUGGCGAUGGGAAGGAUGAAGAGCAUGCUGCCAGCCAGGUAAACAAACAGCUUGUGAACUUUGACCCCUCUGACCAUGUGACCCUCCUUCCUCCCCUUGUUUAUUUGUUUUUUGCAGGGAAAGAGAGUUGCUUUGAACGCAUAAUGCAAAGGUUUGGCAGGAAAGUAGUGUAUGUUGUAAUUGGGGACGGUGUGGAAGAGGAGCAGGCGGCCAAAAAGCACAACAUGCCCUUUUGGAGGAUAUCCAGUCACUCUGACCUGCUGGCCUUGCACCAAGCACUGGAGUUUGAAUACCUGUAAGGACUGUACCAUUGUGGACUUGUGCAUCGCUACCAUGGAAACAGCCCUCUUUUGUACUAUUUAAGAACAAAACUUAAGACUGCAUCUUGUGUUUUUUUUUUAAUCUUUUUCUGAAUGUUUGGAUUUACAAACUCUUUAUGGUCUUAAGCAAAGAGGUUGGAGGUUAGAGGUCAGUGGGGUUUGGAGGAACUGGACUCUAUGCACAGUGACCUGGAUGCUGAUACACUUCUGAAGAAUCCAGUUUACCGUCCACGCAGCUGAGCCAGAAAAGGAUCUUCUCAGAACCUGGAGCGUUUCUCUUCCUGUGACCUGGCGUUUAUCUAGAGCAACAGACAGACAUCCUCACCUAAUGUUAAUCUGAAGGCAUCUGCAUAGAUUCUAAUGUAAACUGGGAUACUUUCUCCCUUCAAAGGGUUUUCUUCCUGGUGGUAAAACUCAUGCAGUCCGCGGUAAAGAAAUCUGUAAAUUAUUUCCAAUAAACACAACAGUGGA